CUUCCAAACUACCACACCAUGUUGCCAGCUAUAUUUCGUCUUCCUCUUGAAGACUGGUCACUCAAAAACAUGCCUAAACAGAUCCAUGAGAUCAAGGACUUCCUCCUCACAGCCAGGAGAAAAGAUGCCAAGUCCGUCAAGAUCAAGAAGAACAAGGACAAUGUGAAGUUCAAGGUUCGGUGCAGCCGGUACCUGUACACCCUGGUCAUCACGGACAAGGAAAAGGCCGACAAACUCAAGCAGUCCCUGCCACCAGGUCUGGCUGUCAAGGAGUUGAAGUGAGGAGAAGGAGGAAGAUAAUAGAUGGUUCUGUUGUAAAAAUAAAAUAACAAGACCGUAAAAACUA
Molecule: messenger RNA, 346 nt
Organism: Branchiostoma floridae (Florida lancelet)
Lineage: Eukaryota; Metazoa; Chordata; Leptocardii; Amphioxiformes; Branchiostomatidae
Product: 60S ribosomal protein L38
Exons: 5
Coding region: 19-282 (87 amino acids)
Biological process (GO): protein-RNA complex assembly; translation
Cellular component (GO): cytosolic large ribosomal subunit; ribosome
Molecular function (GO): structural constituent of ribosome
Source: RefSeq, a predicted model, not a curated record